This is a messenger RNA of Stylophora pistillata, 3748 nucleotides long. RefSeq lists its product as uncharacterized. Lineage: Eukaryota; Metazoa; Cnidaria; Anthozoa; Scleractinia; Pocilloporidae. Gene Ontology annotation, molecular function: DNA-binding transcription factor activity, RNA polymerase II-specific; transcription factor binding; RNA polymerase II cis-regulatory region sequence-specific DNA binding. The record is from RefSeq and is a predicted model, not a curated record. Gene Ontology annotation, cellular component: transcription regulator complex. Gene Ontology annotation, biological process: regulation of transcription by RNA polymerase II.
GGAAAUUGAAUUCAUAGAAAAAGAAGCAAGGGUUUACACACGGCGCCAAACAGAAACCGGUCAAACUAGUUUAUUCCGAAGCAAAAUUUUCCUCGCUAGACCUUCCAACCGGUUUUCAAGAACCAUAAAUCAAGUUUGAAACUUUUUAAAAGAGGUCUGUCCAUGGAAACUGACACAAUCUGGUCGCAGAUGAAACAGACGACGGCCGUCAGCGAGUCGCUGGCCUCAAUGAACAACGAAGUCGCCUUCACCGAUAUAGAUCAAUUUUCAUCCGAAACUCGAGAUAAAGAGAUUGGGAUGUUCAAUCCUACGCAAUCAGGUGAUUUUGUUCCAAUGGAUGGAGUUGCAGAUUUCCCAGUUGAUAUUCACAACUUCUUGGCAGCUCCAGGCAUCCCAGAUUGUCCUCCAAUCUAUGAGCCUCUGCAGUCACCAAUUGAUUCUGAUUUGUCAUGCCCACCUUCCCCUUCACCAGUUUCCUCGCCAUCACCAAAUUCUUCGUCAUCAUCUUCUGAGUCGGGUAUUGAAGAUGUGAGUGACAUGGAAGAGUCAACAUCUUUCCUUACAGCAAAUGGAUCGUUGCUUGUCAAGAUGGAAAAUCCAUCCUCUCUGAACGGUGCGAGUCAACCUGUUCUGAAGAGACGUGCUUUAAAAAGGCGAUUGAAGAAAGAAAAUGAUAGCUCUGUCUUGGAAGAGCUCAACAAACUUCUUGUGGAAACCAGUGUUUCUUUGGCAUUGACUUCAAUGAAUCAAUCUUCAUCUCAGCCAUGCCUAACUCAAGCUAAACUUACCAGUGAAGGAAGCAUUCAGACUACAGCUUCACCAACCUCUUACAGUUGCCCUCUCAUAGUUAAGGCUAACCAAACCUCAGUGGCAUCUGGAUCUCUUCAACUGCCACUUUCCAAUCGGUCCACAAGCACCUCUACUCUGUCUACAAUUAGCACCCCACCUGCAGCUGUCUCUCAGUCUAGAAUAAGAAACAAGCCAACCCAGAAUCAAAAGAACUCUGAUGAGCCCAAGAUUGUUAUUAUAGAGGAACCAGAAGAGAAUUACAGAGCCAGAUAUGAAAGUGAAGGAUGCAGAGGUCCUAUUCAUGGCUCCCAGGACAAUACUUUCCCUGCUGUAAAGAUUACAGGGUAUGAUCAAGCUGUGUGGAUCACAGUACAUCUUACCACCAGUAGUGGAAUGCCACAUUACCAUUCCAUUCAUGGACCAGGCUCUACUAAGGUACCAUGUAAAGAGACUACUCUACCUGGUGGAAUACCUGCUGUUCAAGUUAUGGUUGCUCCAGAUACAAACAUGACUGCAGUGCUUGAUUCAUUGAGCAUUCGCAGACUGCGAAACUGGGAAGGUGAUAGAGAGUUAAGGAAAAGAGGAAUUGAUCCAAGAACCUGGAAAAAGGAACGCAAGGAAGCACGAUUGUUGUUUCAGGCAGAGCUGCCAGAACACAAUGGCCGUCCAGCUGUGAAACUGACUUGUAAAUCGAAGGUGUUCCAGUGCAGUUCUUCUGGUCCUCCUGGUAAUCCAGAAAUUUGGUGGGCCAGUACAAGUGAGGGUUCCGUUGAGGGUGGCGAUGAACUGGGUCUGAUUGGAAAAAAGUUUCAAUCGGGUUUCAAAGUGCGAUUCUACUCAGUGAAUUCCUCUGAAAAUUGGGAGAGUUUUGCAGAAGUUGACAAGAGUAAGUCACAUCAGGGUGCUGCAGUGGUUCUCACUCCAGCCUAUUGUGACACUGAAAUAACUUCUCCCGUCACUGUUAAUGUGGUGGUAACCUUUGGAAAUGGUAGAGAUGUAAAAUCAAGUGAACCUAUUGAGUUCACUUACAAACCCAAACCUAGUGUAAAUGUACUAGUUGAGGAAGUAGAAAUGCAUCCAAGCCUUCCCAUUACUGCUACAGAAAACAUGAUAACAGUGGAUCUGUUCAACCCAAUGGGUGAUCAGGUUGUACUGGACAACUUGCCUCAAGAUAUCAUGGAGCCUGCACCAGUGUUGUUGCCGACAGUUAAUGAGGAACAAGAUUGGCAGGCAUUGUGUGUUCAAAUUGGUGAGUUACAUCAAAAUGGAGAGCUUUCCACAGAGCACGUCAAGGAAUUGUGUGAGUACAUCAAGAGAAGAGACACUCUACUUCUGCAAGCCUUUCGUUCAUCAAGAACUGCUGGCACCAAGGAACAGCUGCAAGUGAACUUCAAACAGUAUCUCUCAGGGAUGCUUUGUAAUUUAUAGGUUGCAUUUGACCAUGUCAAUUAAAUUAUAUUAAUUAUUGUUAUAGAAUUCGUAUAAGUAAUUUUAUUAUAAUAAGUUUAUUCCUUUCAUGGUAAUAAUAAUAAAAAAAAAAUAGAGAACCCUGAUGGUCUGUAUUUUCACUGCACUGCUUGCAAUAGGUAUAAGCUUAAGUCAUAUCCUUGUUUGAUUGGCUUAUAUCUAUUUUCAACAGUGUUUUGUUAAUAUGGAUUUCACUAGACAACAUCCACUGCAAAGGUGUUAUAUAUCUUUUUCAAAUUAAGGUAGACUCUUGGAAGACUGUAUAUUGAUUAUUUACUACAUGUUCCUGCUUGUACAGAUGUUGUAUAAGUAAACUUCAGUGACUAACUCCAAUCCGUCUCACGAUUGCAAACAACUCUUUACCCUCUUCAAAAUAUUUCCCAUAUGGGAGCUGAAUUGAAUUUGCCUGAUAGUUGGCAAUAUCAUUACAAUCUGGUGUUGGCAACAUUAAAGUCUGGAAUAUAUUUUGUCAUGGGAAUUAGUCACUUGUUGUUUUCUUAUCAACCUUGUUUCAAAUAGUUUUAAUUACUGAAACAUUUCACCAUGUUCAAUAUAUGGAUAGCCAUUUUAGUUGAAUUCACUCGUGUUCAGCAAUCACAUCUAGUAGGAUUUAGUGGACUUGUAGAUGUGGAAUCCGUUUCCCUGUUGAUUGAUUUUCAAGUUUCCUAAAUUUUAAGUUUUGGGUAGCAUUGUAGUGCUGCUGAAGGGUGAUCUCUAAACUAGCUUGGCUACUCCUUUGAUUUCUUUAUAGGGUGUUUAUAACGCGAAGUUACUGUAGAUCUUCAUUAAUUACUUACUGUCUGUUUGUUAGCCCACAAGUUUUUGUCAUACAGGUUAUUGCAGUUGGAACAGAAAUGUAUGUAUCUGUGUCAGCAAAAAAUUUGCGAGAAAACCAAAACAAGGUGGUCAGUUGGCAUUUUGUUUUGCAUGCUUUCCUGUUUUUUUGGCAGUUGAAAGCAAGCACUUCAAAAUGGCAGUCUUGACUGCUUUAGUAUCCAUCCAAGUGAGUCUUGACCAGGUUGAAAGCUCUCGGCAGUUGAGAUGUGUUUAUAGCAUCUAGACUCUUGGGGAUUUUGUGAAUCUGGUUUUUAUACAAUGAGAGAGAACAUUCCGCAAGGUAUUGUAAAGGUGCAGUUGACUUUUCUUGGUGGAAAAACUGAAGGCAAUUGUUAGGCUUGUCAAGACUAUACAUCAUAUGAGGCACUGUGUGAUUGUGUAUGGCUCUUGAGCAAGUCAGCUGUUCUUUUACAUAUCUUGAAGCAGGUUAACUUGGAAGUUAACGCUUGCACGGGAAUGUCCGAAAUUAAUGUUAGCACAAUUUUGUGUGCGUUUUGUAUAAGACGAGUAUUGUCAUAAGAUUUAACUUUAAAUAUUGUUAUAGAUUUCUUAUGUUAAGUUAACGUCACAAGCCGAAAUAAAUAUGGCGUGAUCAGUUGAUUGUCACUUGAAUUCAAAGGUGAAAGUUUAGUAAAACAGGUUUUUCUCCAUCAAA